AUGUCUUACUUAGCUUAUUCAGAUAAAUAUGAUGAAUCACAAGGGCAUGGAACAAUUAUGGCUGGAAUCAUUGCUGGUCAAGCAUUGUGUGAGGAAUCUUAUUGUUCUGGAACAUUUUAUGAUGGUGUUGCGCCUGAUAGUCGUCUAAUAAUACAAGAUGUUAUUGAUGAACAUGGUAAACUUGAUUUUCCUGCCAAUAUAACAGAGCUUUUCGAUAUCCCAUCAAUGGCAAAAAGUGUCGUCCAGUUAAAUUCAUGGUCCUAUGAAUAUUCACCAUUAUUAACAAGAGCAGUUGAUUUGAUGGCCUAUGUAAACAUGAAUUUGACAAUUGUUUUUCCUUUCGGAGAAAAAAACACUCUGAGAUCUCCAGCUGAUUCAAAAAACGUUUUGACAGUUGGCGGUUAUUAUCAAGAGACAUUACUCAAGAACCAAGAAGCUGAGAAACCAUUUGUCAACAUAAUAAUUGAUGGCAAGAAGAAUGUUUUAGGUUACUGCGAUAUGUCAGUUGGAAUAAGUUUUUUAGAUGCUAUAACUGAUAACAAAACAUCAAACGACGUUUGUUUCAAAGGUUUACAAAUCGGUGUUGCAAAAGGUGACAUUUUCAUUGAUGAAUUUGGUGACAGAAGUUUUGAUGAAUUAAAAGAUGCAGGAUUAGUUAUUGCUUUCCACAACAAAGAGUACAAUAACAUAAAACUAAAAACAUCUCUAAUAAGAGUGAAAGCAGAUGAAAGAUACAAAUUUAGAAUGGGAAGUCGUGUCACAAUUGAACCAAUUUUUACAAAUAAUGUUAGUUCUGAAAGUUACAAUUUACCUAAAAACUUUUAUAGAACUAAACCUGAUAUUGUUUAUCCAGGUGGACAUGUUUAUGCUCCAAGAGCUUAUUCAAUAAGUAAAAAUGUUUGUGGAAAAGAGAGUUUGUUGAUUGCCGAAGGAAAUUCUGUUUCAGCAGCUCUUGCAACAGGAAAUAUCUUGAUUUUAAGUCAAUGGUUGAGAGAAGGAUAUUAUCCAACAGGAAAGAAGAACAAGAAAAAUAGUAUUGAACCUUGCUCUACUUUAAUAAGAGCAAUUUUGGUAAAUACAGCUGAUUUGCCAAUAAACGUGACAAAAAAUGACGGAGGUUUUGGAUUACCUCAUUUAGACAAAUUCAUGUUAUUUGAUAAUGGCGAAAGCAAUCAGAAUGGAACAAGAUUGUUUAGUAACAUGAGUUUGAAGGCCGGAUAUUCUCAUAAAUUCGUUUUUAGACCAGAAAGAAACGGAAAAAUGAGAGCAACGCUGUGUUGGAUUGAACCAGAUACUGAUAUAUAUAAGAACACAGAUAUAUUAUAUACUGUUGAUAUAAGACUUGUUAAAGGAAAUGGACAAGUAUUGAUAGGAAAUAGAAAAAUCAAUGAAAAAUACAUUGAUCAACAUAAUACGAUCAAAAGAAUUGAAAUUGAUGUGAAUGCUGGCGAAACUUAUGAUAUUUAUAUUGUUUCCAAACAAAUGCAUGAAGAUUGUUUCAUAUAUUAUUCAUUAGUUAUCUCCGGACCUUUUGAUAUGUUUGAUGAUUCAUUAAGCGCUGUUUCUCAAGAAGAAGCUAAUGAUACACCUUGUAUCGAUUCAUGCCAAGAAGGAGAAGUUUGCAAACAUGGUUUCUGCGUGUGUCCGAAUAACAAUGAUUGCAUGUUGACUGUUGACAAACUCCAAACAAAUUCUGUUUAUAAGAAAUCGAUUUCAUCAAAUAAUAUGUAUUAUUUGGCUCUUGAUAUUCCUUUCUUAAACGCAGAAAGUGUUAUUAACGUAAACUUCACUUGCAAAGAGACAAUUCACUAUAUAUCUGCAAUAAAUAGAUUGCCUGCAUGGAAUGAUUGCGAUUGCACUUUCUUUACAUGCAAUUUCGGAGAAGUUUAUGAAAAUUCGUUCUCUAUUAAUCACCAGGACUUCGAAUUCUUAAGAAAAGGUGAUAAAAUCGUUAUAGGAUAUUAUAUUCCUGGCCACGACAAAGAAGAAGAAAUUGAAAUUUCAUUUGAAAGCAAAUAA
Messenger RNA from Trichomonas vaginalis G3, 2019 nucleotides. RefSeq names its product proprotein convertase-related family. Gene Ontology annotation, molecular function: serine-type endopeptidase activity. NCBI's taxonomy places the organism in Eukaryota, Parabasalia, Trichomonadida, Trichomonadidae. Gene Ontology annotation, biological process: proteolysis. The transcript has a single exon. The record is from RefSeq and is a predicted model, not a curated record. The coding region runs from base 1 to 2019 and encodes 672 amino acids.